AACGGACGCUGUUCGGACACUAGGCUACGUGCCCGAGUCCCUUCAAGUUUCUCUCUGCUUGUCUCUUCAAGUUUCUCUCUGCUCGUCUCUUGUGGAGAGUACCUGAGCCUCGCCUGAUCAUGUAUGGCUCUUCUAGGGCUGCUCACCCCACUACCGCCAUGCAGACAUGGGGGGAUUCGCCUCCUGCCAGGUCAGCACAUCCCAGUCCCGCCGUGCCUACGUGGGGCGACCCGACUUCCCAUUCAGAUGCUUCUUAUUUAGGGCCACCCAUAGUGGAACCUUACCUUGUAGCACCUCCAGCUGUAAGCACCUCGCCAUUCGCGUUUCAGCCAGGGGAUCCGUCUCGCCACGUCAGCAUGACAGCUCCACCGAUGGAUCCUCAAGGACCGUCCGAUGCAGGUUCUGAGCCGAAAUCGAUGGACGAGCGUUUCCGUAGCAUUUUGGCGCAGCGAAACCGCCAGGUUCGGGCUACCGAGGCUGCGGCUCGGCAGGCAGCGGCGCGUCAGGCGCGGAUCGCGUCUCAGCGGCAAAUCACAGUCGAAGACGUCCACGCCGUCGCGGACAUGGCGCCGCCUUUCCCGGCGCGUAUUACGGUUCCUAUAGCGGGGAACACGGGGCGCGGUACUGGGCAGUAUGAGGCGUACCCUGCUCCGACUGAUCAGCCAGGCGAUCCGUUAUUGGACGAUCCGUUUGUAGGUUACAGAGGUCGAGUUCCUGACCGUCCAGAUGAGGAAGAUCAGGAAAUGGACGAUCCGAUUGAAGCGGAUUACCACAAGAGAAGCGGCGGCUCCAGGAACAAGACUGCUGGUACUAGUCCGGCAUAUAGUAGAAUUCAACACUUCACAACGGCGUCUGGUGCUCCAAUCUACUCUGCCAAUCCCGCAGGCAAGCACGCGGCCAAUCACAGCGCGCCUCCACUCAAACCCCCCUCAGCAUCCGCCUCGAAAGCUGCCACCGCCGCUGCUGCUGCUGCUGCAGCCGCUUUGGCCGGCAGUCGCGCUAAGAGGUCCUCAUCAACAGCCAAUCAGCCGUUGAUAAGAUCCGACCCUAACCGAUCCGAUCCUAAACGAUCCGAUCCUAAACCAGCCAAACAACCUCCUCCCGCUCGUCGACGUUCGUCCCCUCGUGCCUCUCGCUCUCCUCCCCGUGAUGUGCCGUCCCCUGCUGGUCGGACUGAGAGGCCAGGAGGAUCAGGAAAUGUUAGGGUUGACUCUGUACCCGGUAAGAGCGGUCCCCCUAAGAGAGCAUCAGUGAAAUCGCGGCUUCGUGUUCCCGUACACAUGAGAUUGUCGCUCCCAGGCUCGGUCCCCAACUCUUCCCCAGCAGCAGCAGCAGCAGCAGCAGCAGCAGCAGAACCAGGAGGAGCAGAAGCAGCAGCAGGAGCACGAGCAGCAGCAGCAGACGCACCACUUCGCCUGGUCUCUUCUGCUACCGGCAUCUUGCCUCCUCCUCACGCACGCUCUCUUGUGCCUGCUUUGAAUGCUUUCAAUGUUAAUGGCAUGGUGACCUUUCAUCCAUCCCUUCCCACCCCCUUCGUUGCUGCUCCCGCCGGGCCUCUCCUGCCCCAACCUGUGCUGGUCCGGACCAUACCUGUUCCUGUUGGAGGCCUGGUUAGAGGUCCCAUGCUGCCCUUCCAUCCAGGUCUGGCGAUUUCAGACCACACUUACAGGUUCGGCGCAGGAAGGGUAGGGGGACAGGGGGGGGAGGGGGGGAAGGGGUAUGGCUUGGGGAGGGAGAGAGGAGGUGAGAAAGGGAGGGGGAGUGUGGCGUCUAAAGCAGCGCUAGAUGAUGAGAUCGACUCAUACAUGGUUGAGAAGUAUGCUGGCAAGGGAGGGAGGGCCUGACUGGGAUGCGCUUUUCGUAGUUCUGGAAAUUCUGUCACUGAGGAAGGAAAUGCCUAGUAAACGUGUACUGAAAGUGUAUAUGUUCUGUUUGUGUCUGACGUUCGCCUUCUUGGUUAAACCUCGCAGUGGGGUGUGUAUCACUGCAAAUAUGGAGUGAUUGGCACUAAGCGCCAGAGACGCCGUAUAGUACGGUGGCAGCUGAACGGCACUCCUUUCCGCCUUCUGUGGGCCCCGGAGGUCGAUUUCCAGCUGUCGAUUUGCUUAAAGAAGAGCCGUAUACCGAGGAUGUGAAGUGUGACUGUAAAGAAGUGAUUGUAGAGAAGCUCGUCUUGGAACCGAGAGGGCGCACGCGUGUCCCGUCCACUCCAGCAGCUGAUUCCUCUGAUCCGAAGCACAUCCCCCAGGCUUGGGCCGAACCUGCAGGUGGAGGCUCGGGCAAUCGCCGGGCGGCUGAAACUCCUCCCGCCGUAUACCCCUCCAAAAUAACCGCCGCGAAGGCGGCCGCAUAUGCCGCUUUGACUGGCAUCCGGCUUAGCAAGACCU
This is a messenger RNA of Closterium sp. NIES-67, 2387 nucleotides long. Lineage: Eukaryota; Viridiplantae; Streptophyta; Zygnematophyceae; Desmidiales; Closteriaceae. The record is from the annotation of a GenBank genome assembly.